This is a messenger RNA of Angiostrongylus costaricensis, 1662 nucleotides long. Lineage: Eukaryota; Metazoa; Nematoda; Chromadorea; Rhabditida; Metastrongylidae. The record is from the annotation of a GenBank genome assembly.
CUGUUCCACCUUUGUUCCGGUUAUGCGAUCGCUCGAAAACUCGGUCGUCGACACUACAUUCGUUCGUUGAACGCUCAAGGCUUUUACAUUGGCGGACAUCUUGAAAAAAUCACUGCCAUUUUUCCAGAACUCGUGCAUACAUUCAUUGUACUAGAGGCCCGGAACGAGUAUCGCGUAGCAUUUGCGCAAAAAGAUGGAGUAAUGAGUUGUUGCGAAUACGAGGAUCCAACAAGGCUACGAGGAAAGACCGAGCAGUUCUUAGUUCUUGAAAUCCGCUACGCGCAAAAUGUGCGAUACUUUGAAGACAUGGUGUCAGAAAUCCGCCAAAUUCUUCAAUUUUCGGCCGAUGUUCAACGAAAUGGAGAUGACAUUUUACGACGAAUGAACAUAGGGAACAGCUCCAACAUGUGUGCCCACAUACGUCGGUCAGAUUUUGUCGAGAUGAAUGUCGCAUCCGAUUUUAACGCAAGCGUUCGAGACAUUCACGAGAUUGCCAGCGAUCAGGGUUUAUCGAAUGUGUUUCUGUUUGGUGACGACGUGAAUUUCAUGGAACGUUUAGGAGAAUCACUCAUUGGAAUGGGUAAAAGAGAAAAAAGGGAAGUGAAAUAUUCUACGAAUUCCGAAGGAGUUGAUUUAUACUUGGCGUCAAGGCCUUCUGCUACCGAUACAAUUAGCGUUAUCAAAAGUGGAGGUGGUCAUACGAUGGAGCUUGGAGGUGAACAAAGUCUUCCACUUGGCCCCGGAUGCGAAUCGGAUGGCUGGUUGUCUCAAUUCAUAAAACAAAGUGAAAAUAGUAACUACAACUAUACCCUCACUUAUGAUCAUGGAAGUGUUAUGCAUAACGCACCAACGAGUGUUUUAAAGAACGGCGAACUCAUCGUAGUACCACAUGAUGUCAAGUAUAUUCAAACCCUUGGGUCUCGCAUGCUUUCAUUCUACGAUAAGCUCAUGAUAUUGGCGGCAACCACCUCCUUCCAAACGCUAGAAGACAGAUUGGUUGAAAGAAAUCCAAGCAAAACAAAAUUCGACUACACGUUGUGCCAUUACUGGAUUCAAGCACCAAUUGGUUCAACCAUUGAGAUAGUUUUUGAUAACUUUGCACAAGGUUUGGGCUAUGGCGGAUGUUCACACGCUAGAGUUGAAACUAAAACAGGAAAGGAUAAACGUUGCGCUGGCUACAGAUUCUGUGAUUCAAAGAAUGUUGGAAUAUCUUUGAUCUCUACGUACAACAUCGUCUCCGUAAGUACUUUCAACGAUAUCCACAACACUAAAGUCGUUUUACGUUGCCGAAUUGGUAAUGUACCUGCUCAGAUGCACUACAUUAAUGACAUGAAAUAUCUGCCAUUCCUCCAAGAACCAAAUGCGGAUGACACAAUGGAACUUCUCAGGAAAUUGCACAACAUGGAAGAUGAAAUCAAGGAGGAACUCAGUGCAUCUGAAAAGCCGAGUCCUGAAGUGUUGAAAGCGAUGAAGGAUUACGCAAAAACGGUACAAAAUCAGGAGGGUGGUUCAAUCCCGGAAAUCAAUGGACGCAAUAAGGUCGGCUCGGCGCUAUUCCAAGGAGACAUGAUUCUCACUAAAGAACAAGCUGAGGAGAUCAUAGAAGACGUGAAUGAGGAUAUUGCCAAACAUAAGAAACAAGGAACGCGCUCGCCCGAGUGA